This is a messenger RNA of Trypanosoma rangeli, 828 nucleotides long. RefSeq lists its product as uncharacterized. NCBI's taxonomy places the organism in Eukaryota, Euglenozoa, Kinetoplastea, Trypanosomatida, Trypanosomatidae. The record is from RefSeq and is a predicted model, not a curated record. The transcript has a single exon. Bases 1 to 828 code for a protein of 275 amino acids.
AUGCUGUGCAGGCCGCGGGUGGGAGCACUUCUCGCGGGCGGGGCCCUGCGCCCUGAGGCGCUACUUUCGCAGCGCCGACGACUCAACGUGAACCGCAGCGUUCAGACGCGGUGGGAAGCGGAAAAUCAGGCGGCCUCGCAGAGGCGUACCGACUACGACUUUGACAAGGAGCAGUGGUCCAAGCAGAUGCGGUUUGCGUCAAUGGACUGCAUCAUGGACCCCGACAUCACGCCCAUCCGUUACACGACAAUUUCUGGCCUCAAGAAGGCGUUCCGACGCUUCAUGACGAUGCGAAAGCUUGUCGAACGCCGCCCAGACUUCAAUCCAGAGUUGCUUCAGAAGCUGUUCGUGCUGCUGAAGAAGACCUCGCACUCGUUUAAUCCGGAGGAUCUGAAGGUGCUGCAGCGCCUCACGACACACGGAGAGGCGAGUCGUAUUUGCAACGAAAUCAAGUUAGUAAUGAGUGAGAAUUUUUCCAGGAAGAGCUGGAAGGCCCUCAAGAUGCAGGCGGUAAAUAACACGUACCAGAUAGAGCUGGACUCCUUCCAGUUGGUGAACUGCUACAUGGGGCAGAUGGCACAGGAGGACUGGCUGCAGAUCACCUACAAGUGUGAGUACCGUGAGCGGCCAGAUGAGGCAGAAGAGUGGCAGACCAUGUGCGAAUACCCCGUCUUUGAGGUUCGUCUUGGCGACGGUGUGCAAUCACUCAACACACACGCGUUCAUCGUGGUUGGGGUCAUGCGGAAGGAUGGCACACGCUACGGAAAAGACUCACAGGAUGCAGCUGCCCUGCGCAAGCAGUUUGACCGCACCGGUAAGUGGUUCUAA